GACUGCCUGACCAAGAACUCCUACAACGAGUCGCGAUGCCAACAUCUGAUCGAUGCGCUGUACGACUGCUGCGAAGCGUUCUACAAGAAGAACGGGGAUGAAGCGCGCACCGUCAGCUGUCCAAAGCCGAGCCUCCUCAGGCUGAAGCUGGCACAAAGGCAGAAGGAUUAA
This is a messenger RNA of Microdochium trichocladiopsis, 171 nucleotides long. RefSeq lists its product as uncharacterized. The record is from RefSeq and is a predicted model, not a curated record. Lineage: Eukaryota; Fungi; Ascomycota; Sordariomycetes; Xylariales; Microdochiaceae. The annotation marks the transcript as partial. The transcript has a single exon.